ACUUCUUGCGACCAUUUUGACAGGCUGAGUUGCCUCCCAUCGCUUCGAAUCAAACGAGCGGCAUCAACAUCAUGGCAACUAUCACUGUCAGUGCGGAUUUCGGCUACGUUGUCUUAGUUGUUGUUGCAACAUGGGUAUUGCUAAACUGGAUGGCUAUGCAAGUAAUGAAAGCCAGAAAAAAGUUCAAUGUUGCUUACCCCAAUUUAUACAGUCCAGUAAGCAAUGAUUUCAACUGUAUUCAGCGUGUCCAUCAGAACACGAUUGAAAAUAUUCCGGCUUUUCUGGCAUUCCUCAUUCUUGGUGGUCUGCAGUUCCCGCGACUGAGUGCUGUGUUUGGAGUUAUCUUCCUUUUGGGUCGAGUUGUCUAUGCAUUUGGCUACUACACUGGAGAUCCAAGCAAGCGUAACCGUGGUGCAUUUGGCUACAUUGGAAUUAUUGGGCUCAUUAUCAACACAAUUCUUCUGGCCCUCAACCUGCUUGGGUGGAUCUAAACACUUUGCAACAGACUGAGAAGCAUAGAGACUAAUCAUAAUAAUAUAUAAAAAUUAUCUCUUUAUGCCCUAUGUGUAUCGGUAAAAACAACUGAAUGGCUUACCCUUGCAUCUGCUUUAACCACCGACCAGUGCAUACUGUGCAUCCACAGAAUAAUUGACAAAAUGCCAUCAUUCACCAAUGAUCAUAUUUCCUAACUAAUCUUUCACAAAAUGGAAUGAAUCUAUGUUAUGUCUGCGUAUCAUAUUUUUCCCAGUUUUAUUAUCAGAUCACAAUUUUCACAUCAGCUGUCAUCCCAAUGCUAGGCUAGUUUUCUGUACUUAGUCCGUAGUGAUUCUAUUUACACCAUGUAUUUAAUGUUUUUCAUUGUGUUGUUUAAUCAAAACCCGAUGUAGCAUGUCUGCUCCUGCAGGGACCAAAGGGCAUGUUUAAAGCCUCGCAUCUGCAUAAUCCUGAAUACUCUGGUGGGAAGCAUUGUAAACUUAAUGGUUUAUAAACAGGCAUUUUGAAAAAGCAAUCCAUACAAACAUUUUUUACUCGGCUUUAAGAAUGUCUGAAAUUGACCAUAUUAUUAUGAGGCUCGCCCUGUUCAGUGAAAUAAUCACAGGUCCUCUUGCUUCUUCAGUGUUGAGGCAAAGCAAGGUGUAUAGCCACAUUACCCAAAAUACCACUCCAUGAUAGAACUGUUUCUGUUACAUCUAAAAUUUAACCUUUGCUUACUCAUGUAAUCUGCAAAGUUAAACAGGCAAUUAAAAAUGUCCCCCUGUCUUCUGA
Messenger RNA from Pomacea canaliculata, 1266 nucleotides. RefSeq names its product microsomal glutathione S-transferase 3-like. The transcript is spliced from 5 exons. The record is from RefSeq and is a predicted model, not a curated record. Gene Ontology annotation, molecular function: glutathione peroxidase activity; glutathione transferase activity. Gene Ontology annotation, cellular component: endoplasmic reticulum; membrane; nuclear envelope. The coding region runs from base 72 to 491 and encodes 139 amino acids. NCBI's taxonomy places the organism in Eukaryota, Metazoa, Mollusca, Gastropoda, Architaenioglossa, Ampullariidae.